Messenger RNA from Dimorphilus gyrociliatus, 733 nucleotides. The record is from the annotation of a GenBank genome assembly. Lineage: Eukaryota; Metazoa; Annelida; Polychaeta; Dinophilidae.
UAUGAACGUAACAGAAAAAUGCGGAAGAGGACAAUUUUUAUGCGCAAAGAAUACUUGUGUUCAUCCCAGAAUGAUUUGUAAUGGAAUUAAAGAUUGCGAAGAUGGUAGUGAUGAAAUGCACUGUGGAAAAAAUGUGUCCAUCAAUCUUUCAAAAAUAAUACCUUCUCCAGACCAAAUUAUGAAUGGAACGCAUAUAGAGCCAUCUAAUUGGGCAUACUUCCGGAAUGGAAGUCGAGGAGGAAGUAAAUAUUUAGUAAUUGAUUCCAUUAUGUCCUUCUACGAUGCUCAACAAAGAUGUAAAGUUCUCGGUGGAGGUGUAGCUGGUCAUCUGGCUCAUAUAAAUACAAUACAGGAACAAUUAUUCAUCGAAAGCUAUAUUUCGAAAUUGAUGGCCCGACACAAAAUAUCUAAAUCCGGUUCUGGAUUUUGGAUAGGAGCAGUCAGGGAUAGAAAAGAUCCAGGUGGAAUGUGCAUGCACAACCAAUGGCAGUGGAAAGAUGCUGAGAAGAGGACUUUGGGUUAUAUUUCCGGUUUUACUGCUUUCGCUCCUGAAAAACCAGACGAUGUAUACAGUCCCGAGGAGUGCUUGUAUAUAUCUCACAUUCUUGGAGACGAUCCGGCCAGAUUCUUAAAAUGGGACGACGCGGCUUGUGAUUUACAAGGUACAAGCGGUAUUAAGGUGUUAUGCGAAAUUGAUAUGAAUAGAAUUGAUUAUGGAAGUAGCGGCCGCUAA